UCCCACAGAACAGAACAAUAUCAAAUAGUCAGCUCCAUCCUCAGCAAUGGUCCUUGCUGUUGGCAUUUGCUUAACCAGUCUUUAAUUCCUGUUUGAUAAACUUUAUAAGGUGCUACACGGCGGAUGAUUUUUCACCAUCCAUCAUAAUGUGGAACAGACAUUUUGUCCUGUAUCUCCUGCUUUUGCCAGCUUUUAUGAAUCAAGCAAUAUAUGGACAAAGAAAGAAAGGCUCAAAGACCAAUUUACUUGCAAGGAAAAAUCUCCAGGACUCCACGUGCUUCAUAGAUCUUGUCUUCGUCGUCGACAGCUCUGAAAGUUCCAAAAUUUUUCUCUUUGACAAACAAAAAGAUUUUGUGGGUAGCUUGAGUGACAAGAUAUUUCAGUUGACCCCAGUGGGGUCCUUGAAAUAUGACAUCAAACUGGCAGCCCUUCAGUUUAGCAGCUCUGUCCAAAUUGAUCCACCUUUUUCCUCCUGGAAGGAUCUACAGACUUUUAAACAGAGGGUCAAGUCUAUGAAUUUCAUUGGGCAAGGUACUUUCUCUUAUUAUGCCAUUGCCAAUGCCACAAGGCUACUUAAGAGAGAAGGGCGUAAGGAUGGCGUGAAAGUGGCUGUGCUGAUGACUGAUGGCAUUGACCAUCCGAAGAAUCCAGAUGUUCAAAGUAUUUCUGAAGAUGCCAGAACUGCAGGAAUAUUAUUUAUCACCAUUGGACUUUCUACUAUAGUCAACGAAACCAAACUGCGCUUGAUAUCUGGGGAUUUACCCAGUGUACCCAUUCUCCUGUUGAAUGAUUCAACCCUUGUCGACAAAAUUCAGGAUCGCCUGGAUAUCUUAUUUGAAAAGAAGUGUGAACGCAAGAUUUGUGAAUGUGAGAAGGGGGAUCCCGGAGAUCCAGGGUCUCCUGGUACACAUGGAAACCCAGGUAUCAAAGGUGAGCGAGGACCAAAAGGAAAUCCGGGUGAUGCUCAAAAAGGGGAACCUGGAGAAAGAGGCCCAGGGGGAAUCCCUGGGUACAAGGGUGAGAAGGGUGAACGUGGAGAAUGUGGUAAACCCGGAAUAAAGGGUGACAAAGGAUCCCCAGGGCCAAACGGACCAAAGGGACCCAGAGGAAUUCAGGGCAUUGCUGGACCUCCUGGGGAUCCAGGCCCGAAGGGAUUUCAAGGCAAUAAGGGUGAACCUGGCCCUCCUGGUCCCUAUGGCCCUCCAGGAGCCCCGGGUAUUGGACAGCAAGGUGUUAAGGGGCAGAGGGGCCAGGAAGGAAGAAUUGGGCCUCCAGGACCUACUGGUGUUGGUGAACCGGGCCAGACAGGUCCCCGUGGGCCUGAGGGACCACCAGGAGAGAGAGGCUUACCAGGAGAAGGACUUCCAGGACCAAAGGGUGAAAAAGGUUCUCAAGGACCAAUUGGCCCACAAGGAGAAGCGGGCCCAUCAAUAAAAGGGGACAAGGGAGAUACGGGACCUGUGGGACCCCAAGGACCGAUGGGCACCCCUGGAAUUGGGAGUCAAGGGGAACAGGGAAUCCAAGGUCCUAUUGGCCCACCUGGUCCACAGGGUCCCCCAGGACAAGGCUUACCUGGUCCCAAGGGAGAAGUUGGCCAGAUGGGCCCUACAGGCCCUAGAGGACCAAUGGGACUUGGACUACAAGGUCCAAAGGGGGAGCCAGGCUCAAUAGGGCUCCCAGGACAGCCAGGAGUACCAGGAGAAGAUGGAGCUGCAGGGAAGAAGGGAGAGGCGGGGCUUCCGGGGGCAAGAGGUCCGGAAGGGCCGCCUGGGAAAGCACAGCCGGGCCUCAAGGGAGAUGAAGGAAAGAAAGGGAGCAAAGGAAAUCAAGGCCAGAGGGGGUCUCAGGGGCCCGGAGGGCCAAAGGGUGAUCCAGGAAUCAUGGGCCCUGUUGGGAUGCCUGGAAUAUCAAUUCCUGGACCACCUGGACCAAAAGGAGACAGAGGUGGACCUGGGAUGCCUGGAUUUAAAGGAGAACCUGGAAUUGCUAUUCGAGGACCAAAGGGUGCCCAAGGGCCUCAGGGACCAGUGGGCGCUCCAGGACUCAAAGGUGAUGGCUAUCCUGGUGUGCCUGGCCCUCGAGGAAUCCCAGGACCUCCUGGAUCAAGGGGAUUACCUGGAGUUGGAGACACUGGAGCAAAGGGAGAUCCUGGCGUCAGAGGUCCUCCAGGCCCCCCUGGGCCUCGGGGCAUAGGAAUCCCAGGGCCAAAGGGUGACAUUGGGCAGAAAGGCUUGCCUGGCCCUCCUGGCUCCCCUGGCUAUGGAUUACAAGGAAUCAAAGGGGAGCAAGGACCUCCGGGCUUCCCAGGGCCAAAGGGCAUGACAGGCCAUGGCCUCCCUGGUCAGAAGGGAGAGCAUGGAGAACGGGGUGAUGUGGGAAAGAAAGGCGAUAAAGGGGAGAUUGGAGAUCCCGGACCCCAAGGAGAACAGGGGUUACAAGGACCAAAAGGAGACCAAGGACUUACAAAAGAAGAAAUCAUCAAGCUUAUUUUUGAAAUAUGUGGUUGUGGGCGUAAAUGCAAAGAGACUACGCUGGAGCUUCUGUUUGUGAUUGACAGCUCAGAAAGUGUGGGGCUCAAGAACUUCCAAAUCAUCAAGAAUUUUGUGAAGACCCUGACGGACCGUGUGGCCCUGGACCUGGCCACAACCCGCAUAGGCAUAAUCAACUACAGCCAUAAGGUGGAGGAGGUGGCGCAUCUGACCCAGUUCUCCAGCAAGGACGACCUCAAGCUGGCUGUGGACAACAUGCAGUAUCUGGGGGAAGGCACCUACACGGCCACAGCGCUCCAUGCCGCCAACCGUAUGUUCGAAGCCGCCAAGCCUGGUGUGAAGAAGGUGGCCUUGGUCAUCACCGACGGGCAGACAGAUAGCCGAGAUGAGAAGAAUCUGACCGAGGUGGUGAAGAACGCCAGUGACAUCAAUGUGGAAAUAUUUGUGAUUGGGGUAGUGAAGAGAAAUGACCCCAACUUCCACAUAUUCCACCAAGAAAUGAAUCUGAUUGCUACUGACCCAGAUAGUGAGCACGUUUAUCUAUUUGAUGACUUCAUUACCCUUGAAGAUACCCUGAAGCAAAAAUUAUUUACAAAAAGUUGUGAGGAUUUCGAAGCCUACCUCUUUCAUAUUUUGGGUUCAUCACCGCUUCAACCUGGAUUUGGGAUAUCGGGGGAAGAACACCAUGAAUCCACUCUGGAGCCCCAGAAAGAAAUUACUGAGUCUGUACGUGUCUCCGGGGCCCAGGGCAGAGAGAACGAGCCUUCAGAGUGGACCUGGGUUGCCAGCCCGGCCGCUACUCCUUCCUCUGAGGCUGCCACCAUCCCGGGGCCAGUGCUCAGGCCUCCUGAGGAUCAGGCCAAGGGCCUGGGAACCAGGGCUCUGAGUCCCACUUCGAACUUAGAGCCAGCAAAUUUUGUGCACAAAGAUCCUAGAUGUCUGGAACCCCUACAGCCAGGGAACUGUAGUGAAUAUGUGGUUCGAUGGUAUUAUGACAAACAGGUCAAUUCCUGCGCUCGCUUUUGGUUCAGUGGCUGUAAAGGCUCGGGAAACAGAUUCAACAGUGAAAAGGAGUGUGAAGAAAUCUGCAUUCAAGGAUGAGCAAGCCCGUGACCCUGAUUUGAGCUUGAGGGUCCACAAAAGAGCACCCAAGGAAGGAAGAGUGGGGAGCACAGCCGCUUCAGCAAAAACGAUGUUGUAUAGUUUCAGUUUUUAUCAUGCAGCAUCUGAUGCUAUGAAAUAAUAUAUGCGAUACACUUGUAAAUUAAAAAACAUGUCACCAAGAUAGACACCAGUGAACACAUCACACAAAGAAUAAGCCAAACAUAAGCAAUUCUGUCCAGACUUCCUGUGUGCCCCCUCAUCAACCCAACCACCUGCUUUCUGCAGGAAUAUUGCAUCUUGAAUUUUGUGCUUACCAUUUCAGUUUAUCGUUGGCUUUUGUAUGCAAUUUUACAUGUAAAACCACAUAAAUCUACGUAUCUCUAAAUAAUACAUAGCCUCACUUAUUUUAGAGCUUUAUAAAAAUGGUGUCAUACUCUGGUCUUCUGCAACUCACUGCUGCUACUGCUAACUCACUUCAGUCGUGUCCGACUCUGUGCGACCCCAUAGACGGC
This is a messenger RNA of Odocoileus virginianus texanus, 4105 nucleotides long. RefSeq names its product collagen type XXVIII alpha 1 chain (gene COL28A1). Lineage: Eukaryota; Metazoa; Chordata; Mammalia; Artiodactyla; Cervidae. The record is from RefSeq and is a predicted model, not a curated record. Gene Ontology annotation, biological process: extracellular matrix organization. Gene Ontology annotation, molecular function: serine-type endopeptidase inhibitor activity; extracellular matrix structural constituent conferring tensile strength.